GGGGCCAGUGGGCGGGUCCCCCUCGCGCCCCUAUAAAGAGGCCGGGGAAACGGCUGCGCCGCCGCUGCGCGCUCUGACCUUCGCAGUUCUCCUUCGCAUCCAUCUAGGCGGGCGGCCCCGGGGCACCAACCACCACCGUCACCAUGUCGCCCAGGAAAUUCUUCGUCGGCGGGAACUGGAAGAUGAAUGGCGACAAGAAGAGCCUCGGGGAGCUCAUCCAGACUCUCAACGGCGCCAAGGUCCCCGCAGACACCGGUGAGCCGGGGGGUGCCCAGGUGGGGGGGGGAAGGGGAAGCCCCGAAGGGGCGCGAUCGGGCGCGCGCUUAGCCUUAGGGGAGGGGAAGCCCCCGCGCCCGGGUCUGCAGGCUCCCCGGAGGCGCUGGCAGGAGGCAAGCGGGGCCACCGGGUGCCACGUUUAGGAUCGGGAACCGUCCGGGGGCGCACGCCCCGCCGAGCCCUGCCCGUCUCCCCUCUUGCGCCCCCUUCGCCAUAGGGGAGCGCGAAGGAUAAUACACGCCGAUGAACUCGCGCAGGGGGAGAAACAAUGUCGAGAUGCCUGCAGCUGCCGGGGGUUGGUCUGGAUGACCCUGCGGGGUCCCUUCCAGCUCUAGGAGUCUGCGAUUAACGCGCUUAAGGCUUAUCCGCAGCGGCCUCUAAUGAGAUGGAGCAUGAGAAAGGGGAGCCGGUGAAGGAGGCUGGCCGGUUUCCCUGGCCCGCUCCAUCCCCCCCCCCCCGUCCUGGCUGCAGCGGUGCCUUUCCUAGGGUCUCGGGAAAGGGGGGAGGCGCCCGGAUGCCUGGGUCCCUCCCUCGCCCCCGCCGCGUGCUCGCCCGCACGUACUCCAGGGCCGCCUCUCCCGGCAGGCAAGCUGCCUUCCUUGUCUCUCUCUCCUUCUCUUGCCAGGAGGAAGGGAGCCGAAGAAGCCUCUGCGCCCCGGAAAGGAAACUUGCUACAUACUUUCUUUUUUACUGCUUCUGUGUUUAACAUCUUUCCGGUCUGGCAGAGAAAAUAAGCUUUUCUUGCUACAUUAUUUCCUCGCCGGGAAAUACUGCACUAUUGUACAAUAAAAGAAAGAAAGAAAAAUCCGCGGGCGGAACGUGUCGGCAGGUUCAAAAGGCCGAAGAAAUACUGUGGUGGGCAGUUCCGACGGUGCUGUUCAAAUUAAGUUUAUUCAGAGUAGAGCUGUUGAAAUUAAUGGAGUCAUAGUCAUGGAUGGGUUUUCCAGGGAGGCCAGCAUAGAACAGCCGAGGCCUAAGCACAAGCUCAGAGCGAAGUUCAUUGUUUCAAUGCAAAGAGGAAUAAAAUACAAGUAGAUUUUAUAUUACUAGUAAACGGGUCAAGUGCUGGUGAUUUUGUACGGAUAGUUGUGAGAGGAGCAGAUUUACUCCUUGCAGAGCAGUUGUGUAAAGCACCGCCUGCCCAUUUUUGCCUUCUCUCAAUGACCUCCUUUUGAGAAAAAUGAAAGGUUAAAAAUCUUUGAAUACCUUUGAAGGAGCUUCCUCUCUCCCUACAGUCUAUUGUACUAGGGCAACUAGGCCCACUAUUAGUCACCCUGUGUUCAGAGAGAGCGUGCCCGCUAGUCACGUGGCACAGAGUGCUUUGGGUGCUGUGUUCAUGACCACCCACCCUACAUUUAACUGGUGGCUUGCAGUGGAUGAGAAGCCGGGAAAUAAUCUGACCAGUCCUCACAAGGGCCAUGUAGCGAGAGGGAAAAGGGAUGCAGUUGAGGCCUGGUCUGCUGCAGAAUUCUUUGUCUGAACGGGGCUGGCACGAUGCCCAGUUCUCAGGCAGUGAGACUAGCUAGCCCGUCUGCCUCUCUUGCUUCUGGUUGGCAUGGUUGUGGCAGCAGGAGACUCUGCCUGCAGCAUGGACUCCUUGCCUGGGGGCAAAGGGGAUGCCUGGACCAAAAUUUGGCUGGCAGAUCCUUUUCGCUGUCCCUCUCGGGUUAGAAAAGGGCAAGGUGGGGGCAUCCUGAAGAAAUGUCAAAGGGUCUGGAGGAGAGGGUUCCUAAAUAUAGGUGGCGGCGCAGCUGCCUAAAAAUACCAGCUACUGUACUUGGAGUUGGGAAACUUUAUCCCGGCAGCUAGCUAAAGGUCAGGAAAUGGGCCUCCAGAUGAACUAUAUGGGGGGAGGUUGAUCUACUCGGUUGCCCCAGAUAUUCUGUCUCUUCUAUAUUAUACGGCCUCCUCAGGAUUCGAGCAGAUCUGGGGUUACCUCCCUCUGUUGGAGAUGCCACUGCAGUGUCCCCCAUGCAGACUGCAUCGUGGAAUUGUAGAGUUGGAUGGGACCCUGAGGAUCAUCUAGUCCCAUGCCCUGCAAUGCAGGAAUAUGCAACUGCCCCAUACGGGGAUCAAACCUGCAACCUUGGUGUUAUCAGUGUCAUGCUCCAACAAACUGAGCUAUCCGGUUGUUGCUUUCUCUUACCCGUUAUUUGCCAGCUGGCUAAGCAAGUCUUCUAGCCACAGAACAGCUUGUAAAAACAUCCAGGAUUAUGUUGCUAGGUAAACGCUAGGCUGCCCGCACCCCAAAAGCCCCCUUUCUCAAGAAAUAGUGUAGCAGUUCUCAAGAUUAUUGGUUAUAGGGAAUAGGUUUGCCCUUUACCCCAUGGAGUCAGCUUUCAAGUUUCUGACCUUUGCAGCGCCCACAGCUCCACCCCCCUCCCACUUAUUAGGUUUCCCUCCAUUUGUAUAACCUCUUAUAUAUCUAUGAACAUAUGAGACUGCUUUGUCCUGAGUCAGGCUACUUGUCUGUCUAGUCCUAUUUUGCUACCUGUUUUGACCAGCAGUGGCUACCCAGGAUCCUGUGCAGAAAAAAGGCUUUUCCCACCCCAGUAAGAUCUUUUUUAAAUUGAAAGUGUUCUACCCCUGAGCUCUGGCUCCAGCCUGCAAAAACAAAUUAUAAGGCUCAAGUUUCUCUUGACCGGGGUCAGCAAACUUUUUUCAGCAGGGGGCCGGUUCACUGUCCCUCAGACCUUGUGGGGGGGCAGACUAUAUUUUGAAAAAAAAAUAAUUCCUGUGCCCCACAAAUAACCCAGAGAUGCAUUUUAAAUAAAAGGACACAUUCUACUCCUGUAAAAACAUGCUGAUUCCCAGACUGUCUGCAGGCCAGAUUUGGAAGGCGAUUGGGCCGGAUCCGGCCCCCGGGUCUUAGUUUGCCUACCUGUGCUCUUGACCCUCAGGCAGAUAUUGUUUCAGGAUUAGAGCUGGCAGUCAGAGCAAGAAGGGAUUUGCCACACCCAAGAAGGAUGCUAUUUGUACUGCCUUGAACCCAGAUGUGGCUGGCACAUCUGCUUCCCUGUGACCCUCUGAAAAUUGGGAUCAUGGUCACUGGUCAGGAACAUUGGGAUUUAAAGUCCAACAUUCAGAGGACUACUGGUUCUUCAUCCCUGGUCAAUAGGAUAGGGUGAUGUUUUUUUAAUAAAAAUAAAUAAAUCUAUAAUGGGAUAUGACAGCCAAUCUGUUUGCUGGUUAACCUUGCUGAAGGUAGCUUUUUAGACUGAGACAUAAGAUUUAGUGUAGAUUCCCAUUUUCUGAGUGAAAACUAUUUGGAGGGAGUAGAUGCAUUUAACCUCACUGAAAAACUUACCAAAGCAGCUCUCUUAUUACUUGGGCUUUUUCAGCAGUAUCCCAAAGAUUCGGGUUGGGUUACAAACAUAUCCUUUGUCACGUUUCAAUCUUACAAAAGUAGGCCGGGCUGUAUUAUUUUGUGCAGCACCUCUAAGCUUCAGCUUUUGGUAUAGGAUUUGGCCCGCAUCUGAGAAGGGAAGUUCUUUGAGUAUGGAAAGUCAAGGAGAGAGCAUCUAUUGUCACUCAGGCAGGCCGUCUUCAAGUGAGGCUUUGUUGCUGAAAGUCUUUGACAUCCUCUCUUCGCAUUUGUAAAUUUAAAGAUAAACAAAAGAGCAUGUAAGUGUUAAGCAAAGAGGAAAAUUGCCAAAAAUGUCACUCCUUCCUUUCUUCUCCCCCCUUACUAACCUAGUAGUUUCAAUAACCUAAGGCUCCUUCCAGAAAACCCCCUAAAAUAUGUUCAUCUCCUUUCCCCCAUCUGGCAUGAAGAUGCAUUUUUAGAAACCACUUAGCAACUUUAGGACAGUCUCUUCCUGGUUGGCACCCUGUAAAAUCUAUUAACACCCAGUCACUAUCAGGAAGACAGGAUUUGUAGCCUUUGUCUUUGUUAAUUUUAAGCCCAACUUUUUGAUUUCCAAAAAGAUCCCGUCUUCCCCACACAGAAACUCCUGUGGACUCUGAUCCCCACUCCUUCCCAUCAGCUGCCCAAACCCUUACCUGUCUUCUGUUCUAAAACCCAACCAGGUCCCCAUUUCUAGGGAAGGUAAAGGGACCCCUGACCAUUAGGUCCAGUCACGGACGACUCUGGGGUUGCGGCACUCAUCUUGCUUUAUUGGCCAAGGGAACCGGCGUACAGCUUCCGGGUCAUGUGGCCAGCAUGACUAAGCCGCUUCUGGCGAACCAGAGCAGCGCACGGAAACGCAGUUUACCUUCCCGCCGGAGCGGUACCUAUUAAUCUACUUGCACUUUGAUGUGCUUUCGAACUGCUGGGUGGGCAGGAGCAAGGACUGAGCAAUGGGAGCUCACCCCUUCGCGGGAUUUGAACCGCCAACCUUCUGGUUGGCAAGUCCUAGGCUCUGUGGUUUAACCCACAGCGCCACCUGCUCCCAUUUCUAGGGAAACCUAUGCUCUUUCUUCCCCUUGCUGUGCACUUGUUUUCUCUUCAGUUUCCUCACCCCCAAAUGCAAACCCCCUAUGGAACUUUUACUUCUCUAGCAGUGCCCCCCACCCAAGUCUUGCAAUUGCCUAUUCUGAUUCUCACAUUAAACCUUUCCCCAGGCUCCACAAAAUCACUAUGCAAAUGCCAUUCCAACUUCCCCUUCUCUUUUUAAAAACAAUUUGCCCUUGUCGCAUUCAUUUUCCUUCAGGUACCACCUUAACACCUUCAGCCAAAUCUCCCCCUUUGCCUCAUUUCAGCCAAAUUCUUUCUCUUCCCCACUCCUCCCCCACUUUCCACAGGCCAAUUGUCCUACACUCUAGUGUGUUUUCAGGUCUGCUUUUAGAACUGAUAGCUUUAACCCUCCAAAUUAGACUAUUGUUCAAAUGCUACUAGGUAUGAUAAAGGCAGUUUGAGACAAGAAAAUCACUUUUGAUUGUGUUCUCCCUGUUAACUCUUGGAGUGCUGAAUUCUGAGGUGCAUUCACAAUUGAUCAUGAAAGGGGGAAGUCAGACUGAAUGUGAGAUGUGCAAGCAGCACACUUAAUAAUGGCCAUCAGUGUGCUGUGGGGCUUGUGCAUAGUGCUGUGGAGGCCUCAUGGCGCCAUCAAGAGAGAGGGCCACAGUGUUUGAAUCAGGGUGGAUUUGAUUGAAAUCAAAUUAAUUUAAAUCACCAUUUAGGCAACAAGACUCAUUCUUGCUGGUAUAAUCUUAAUAUUUACAACCAGAUGAAGGUUUCAUUUUUUGGAAUAAUAAAUUUUCAGAGUAGUUUUUUACAGUUGUAUCAAAAAUUACUGAUUUGGUUAUACUAUUAGAAAUACACAGACAGAUAAUUGUGAGGUUUAAUCAGCUAACUGUUUAUAUUUGGACAACUUUUCUGCUAUGUUUUAUUGGAAGGAGAAAAACAAUCAUUUCCUUAAUAACAAUUUAAACAAUUUGUUUAACUAAAACAAUAACAUUAUAGCAUAUGUAUCCAUUUUUUGUUAACUGAUGUGGUUAAACAAUUUUAAAAAAACACAGACUGAGUUUUAGCACACAUGAAAAACUUAAAACAAAUCCUUAUUUCCUGUUGAAUAGCUUUUGGACUCUAAUGUAACUUAAAUAGAAAGCUAUCUUUAGAAGUAUUUUUUCUCCAAAAGCAUUUUAUUUUAAAAAUCCGAUUUAAAUUUUUUGAAAAUACAAUUAUUAUUAUUAAUAUUUUAAAUCAUUGAUUUGGUUUGAAAUUAUCCAGGCACAUUUGCAUCUGACUUUCAACCACUUGCUGCGACCAAGUGAAGAUGUCUGGGUGCCAGGAUGAUGCCUGACACCUCCACCAUCUGGUGGCGCGUGCCUGGGGAUCCUUGGAUCUGGACUGCUUCCACACACUAAUGUCCCAUCCUGUAGUGGUGGCAUCAGUUAUAUUUUAUCUGCAUGGAAUGAAUUUCUCGAGCCCAUAUGCUUUUCCUGUGCAGCCUGAGCAGGAGCAGUCACGAUUAAGAAAAAGAGGUCCGAAUAGGCCAAUAUACAUGGGGACUGUCCUCAGUCAAGUGACUCUUCUUCUUUGAAGUUCUUAACCUAGCUCACAAUUGUCAUCUGAACUAGCCAGAUGUUUAACAGAGAAUCAAUCGCAGUCAGUCCAUCCUUUGAAAAACAAGACUUUAGAGUUGUCUUGCCCCAAAUAUCAACUAGAGCAGACAUUCCGUUUUGGCAACUGCAACCUUGGUUUUAAGGAACCAUUUGCUGCCUAGCUUAUAUACAGUAGUACCUCGGGAUGCAAACAGGAUCCGUUCCGGAGCCCCAUUCACAUCCUGAAUAGAACGUAAGACACAUCUGUGCGUGCGUGGGUCGUGUUUUGCCACUUCCGCACAUUCGCAUGAUGUCAUUUUGAGUGUAUGCGCGAGCGUCGAAACUCGGAAGUAAUGCGCUCCAUUGCUUCCGGGUUUCACUGCUUGUGCAUGUGCAGACGCUCAAAAUGACGUUGUUCCGUGGCAACCCAAAAGCGCUCAACCUGAAGCACAUUCAACCCGAGGUAUGACUGCAUAUCUGAGUUUCCAACACUGGGGAAGGGGAGAUUGGUGGUGGAAGGGAAGGUUUAUUUACCCAUGGUUACCCUCUGAACCUCAUGGCAUGACCAGCAGAGUUGACCCACAAGUGUCUUGUGUCCAGCACCCGAAGAGUGAGUUGGCCUUGGGGUGGGAAUAGUCUGCAGCCGAGAGACUCUGUGGGGCGCCUGCUUCAUCCUAGACGCUUUUCUCUCUCUCGUCCCCAGAGGUCGUUUGUGGUGCCCCCUCCAUCUACCUCGACUUUGCCCGCCAAAAGCUUGAUGCCAAGAUCGGUGUGGCCGCCCAGAAUUGUUACAAGGUGCCUAAGGGAGCUUUCACAGGAGAGAUCAGGUUAGUCUGCUGGGACUCUGGGGGCCGGGGGCCACAAAGAACUGGCAAUCCUUUAGCGAGGGGUAAUUUUAAAAAAGUAAAUAAGCAUUUGGCAGAACAGAUGGUGUGAUUUCUUUCCUGGUCUGCCCUAACCAUAGUUUAGAGGUCCAGGGCUCUAAGGAAGUCAGACUAUCCUCUGCCAGGGCCUUUUUAGCGAUGGCUCCAACCUGGUGGAAUGCUCUGUCCCAUGAGACUAGGGCCCUUCGGGAUUUAACCUCCUUCCGUCAGGCCUGUAAGACAGAGCUAUUCUGCCUGGCCUUUAGUUUGAAUUCAGCCUGAUCUUUUAUUUCCCUUCUCUUCUCUUCCCUCCCCCUCCCCUUUUUAUGAAGAUCACCCACUCUGAGACCCCACAGCAAAUUCUCCCCUGGCCUCCUCGCUGGCCCAAGUAGGACCAAUUCAGCCAGCUAGCCCUGAGGAUUAUCUGAUUGAUUUUUAUUUUUGAAUUUUAUUGUUAUUCAUGUUUUUAUACCGUAUUUUAUGCUGCUUUUAUAAUUAAGUGUUUUAAAGUGUUUUAAAUUUGUUGUUAGCCAUCCUGAGCCCAGUUUUUGAACCGGGAAGGGUGGGGUAUAAAUAAAAAAUAUUAUUAUUUCCUUCUGUUUCAGCCCAGCCAUGAUAAAGGAUGUUGGCGUCACCUGGGUGAUUUUGGGACACUCUGAGAGGAGGCAUGUCUUUGGCGAGUCCGAUGAGGUGGGUGAUCUAGUAGAUUUCUUUCCCUCCGCCAUCGCUGGGCUAGGAAUCACCUGCAGCAAGGAGGUGUGCGGAGAUUGUAUAGUUUGUAUGGGACUCUGAAGCUGUCCUCCUCCCCCUUUUCCAGCUCAUUGGGCAGAAGGUGGCGCACGCCUUGGCUGAGGGUCUGGGCGUCAUCGCCUGCAUUGGGGAAAAACUGGACGAGCGAGAGGCUGGCAUCACCGAGAAAGUGGUAUUUGAGCAGACCAAGGCUAUUGCUGGUAAGAGGGGACUGGGGAAUGUGCAGAAGCUUCCUUGGGUUUCAGGUGAGGGGAGGGAAAUGCUUUGGUUUGAAAUAAUGGGGCAAAAGGUUUGGUAAUAGAUCAUUCAGUAGGCAGCAAAUGCAAAUGUACACUAGUGACCAAAAUUGUGGAAACCUUUUGGGGAAAGCGUUUUUUUUGAGGUUUGAUGGCUCAUAAUACCGUUUUAUAUUAUUUUAGUAAUACCAUAAAAUUAUAUAUCAAUGGAAAGAUAAUUUAAUGAAGAAUGCAAUGCAACAAAGCUUGUUCAGUUGCCUGUAUUUUAUUAAAAGUUAGAGCCAAAUAACCAGAAAAAGGAAGCACAGCUUGCUUACAGUAAAUGCUUGCUCAGAGGUCCUCAAAGUUCUGGAUAGCACUAACUUUUAAGUGACCCAGGUUUUCUCUCAUUACUUUGGCUUCUGGAUACAUUACUCCAAAACCUGAGCCCUAUGCAGGCAUUUCUCCUCAUGUGCUCCGUAUCAUGGGGUUUUUUUUGGGGGGGCAGGGGUGCACAUUCAGGCCUGGUUUGCUCCCCCAUCCCCCACAUGCACUGAAGCUGAAUGUCUCCAGCUGGGAAUCUGCUCUGCUCAUGGAGGCUUCCAGCUUUAUUUCGAAUCCCUCUCGGUCAGCAGAGCAUGAGACUUUUAAUCUCAGGUUGUGGGUUCGAGUCUCACGCUGUGCAAAAUAUUGGUGCAUUGCAAGGGGUUGGACUAGAUGACCCUCGGGACCCCUUCCAACUCUACAAUUCUGGAGUUCUACCUUCAUAACUUGAUGGGAUAUUUAGAGAUGUCUAAUCUUGGUGCUCCCCACCCCGCAACUGCCAUCUAACUAAACAUGCUCUUCCCAAUAGGUCAAAUUGUGCCUGACUACCCCCCCAACCCCCCCCCCAAUGCUCACUGUCCCCCUCUCUUGUCCCCAGAUAACGUGAAGGACUGGAGCAAAGUGGUUCUUGCCUAUGAGCCAGUUUGGGCCAUUGGGACUGGUAAAACUGCAACUCCUCAGCAGGUACGGAUGUGGUUAGCGAGAACCGUGUUCCCAAAUCUUGUUUCCCUUUGGAGGUGGUCUUGGCAUCAGAGGAUGGGGAAUAUCCCUGAGCCCCACUCUGAGACUCUGGACCGAUGGCCUUUAGCUUGCUGUGAGUAACACGAUUCUUGCCUUUUCUUAGGCUCAGGAGGUUCACGAGAAGCUGAGGGGCUGGCUGAAGAGUCACGUGUCCGAUGCUGUUGCACAGUCGACUCGGAUCAUCUACGGAGGUAAACUGAGCCCUCCCCAGUUUGCAAAUCAAGUGUGGCAAGAGUUUGCCCUUUUCCCCUAUUGAUCACACAGCAAACAUUCUGUUUCAGAUGUGCGCCUGUCAAACAGAAUCUCAAAGGGGCACAAAGUUAAUUUGCGUGUUCGUUGUAGUUCCUUAGCUGUUACAAGCUGUAGUAGGGCCAGUUCAGGCCACAAGAACUAAAAAUCCUCAGCUCCUCAGCAGAUAUGGAUGUUGGUAGGGAGGAAAGUGUUGCCCAAAUUCACUUCCCUUUUCUAAGAGAUGGUUCGUACUGGAGAAUGGAAAAUGUCUUAAGCGCUGAGCUCCUUUGUAGGGUUUCGGUAAGGAUUUGCCAAGGACAAUCCUUGAACUAAAUAAUGAAACACUGGCAAUUAAAAUUAAAGGAACCGCAAUUCAAGCGCAGAAGCUGCGUCCAUCUUCUCGCAGCUUGCCAUGGAGAAUGGCAGGUUUAAUUUGGGAGGGAUGGUCAGGCCUAUGGAACCGCCUCCUCAAAUUGCCAUCCCAAUGUAGCUGUUGGCGAGCAGCAAGCUUUCUGUGUGGUUUUUAGAUAGCACGGUUUCAUGACCAGAUUGACCCUGCUCCCAACACUAAUAAUUAAGGUAGGCAUAGAAACUUUAAAAGAAAAUGUGAAGAGAGUUCAUCUGGAAAGACAUAAUUUAGUUGCAGAUAAGUGUCUUGUGAGGCGCUGCGGAUGCGGGUUAGAAGAAGGGUUUUCUUAAAAGGCAAGGUGGGGUAGCAUUUAUAUGCUACUUGCUUGUGGUGAAACCUCCACAGUUUGCAGUGGUUCGAGACAAUAGUCAGCCUAGCUAGUACAUGUAAUUGUGCUACCUAAUUUUGAAAGCAUGGCUGCUCUGAGAGGAGACAAUUCAGAACAGAGAAGCAAGGAGAAGAGGUGGGCAUUAACCCUCCACCUGCCUACAUUGCUCCAAGGUGCCCUCCUUGGGUAUAUGUGUUUGUGCGCACACAAUUUUAUUACAGCAGAAAAGCUGGACAGGAUUAAGGACUCCUGCCCACCUCUCCACAUUAUCUUUCCCAGAGUAGUUUUGCUUUUGAAAGGCACUGUGAGGGGGUCGCAGAAUUAGCCUUGGAAAAGCCAUGUAGCCAAAGACAUUGUGUUUUUUUGGUCCUUAUCUGCUGUGUGGUUUCUUUUCCCUCCUUGGGCAUUUUUUAAAUUAAAAAAAAAUGGGGAUUGUAAUCCUUUGCAGGUUCCGUCACUGGCCCCACCUGCAAAGAACUGGCCUCCCAGCACGACGUGGACGGCUUCCUCGUCGGCGGGGCUUCCCUCAAGCCUGAAUUCGUAGACAUCAUCAACGCGAAACACUGAAAGCUGCUGCUCGGCGUUCGAAGUGAGGGGGUGCAGUUCAUCGCGGGCGGAAGACACGGCACUGUAGAAACCUGCGCCCACCCUCUGCACUUGGGUCACACGAACUCCCCUUCAAGUCCCCGCUCCCGUACUUUGCUGUUAAUUGUCCCACACUGCUGCUAAACACAACGGUUGCCAAGGCAAUUCUCGGUUAGCUGGAUCUUUUGUGCAAGCAGGCCUUUGUUUACUCCCCCCUGUGCUGGAGGGACAGGGCUUCCUGCCUUGCUCUUCUCCCUGUAAGCUAGACAGAGGCCUGUUUUUUUCUGAUCAAUGUCUAGUUUUGCUGCCUUGCUGAGGACGGGGUCUCUUGCCUCUCGCUUCAGCCGAGUCGGAGUCUUUACCCAGUGGCUUGUGUUGUGUGUAAGAUGUGCGUCCGUACUGUGUCCCACCCCCUAAACCAACAACGAACAGAAAUAAAGAAAGGGAAACGAACGUAAGGCUCUGAAAUCUGUUGCCACAACUACAGUGUAGCCUGCAAGAUAAAUUAUUAUUAAUUCUUAUUUUUAUUAUUAUCAUUUACACCCCACCCAUCUGGCUGGGUUUCCCCAGCCACUCUGGGUGACUCCCAACAGAUUAAAAACAGAAUCAAACAUCAAACAUUAAAAACUUCCCUAAACAGGGCUGCCUUCAGAUGUCUUCUAAAAGUCAGAUAGUUGUUUAUUUCCUUGACAUUUGAUGGGAGGGCGUUCCAGAGGGCGGGCACCACUACUGAGAAGGCCCCCUGCCUGGUUCCCUGUAACCUCACUUCUCGCAAUGAGGGAACCGCCAGAAGGCCCUCGGCACUGGACGAUGGGGUGGAGACGCUCCUUCAGGUCUACUGGGCCAGAGACCAUUUUGCUUCACUGUCAAGUUAUCCUGCGUUUCCCUUUAAGCACUGAUUUUCAUGAUUUGUUGGUGGGCCAUGAGCUGCUUCUGAUCCUUUGCCAGGCAGGCUCACCUUGAGUCAUUUGGAGGAGAACAUGGUGGGGAACUUGUCCAGGCCUCAAGAUUUUCACAUAAUGUUUUGGGAGGAAUUAUUCUCAUUUUCACAGUGUCUGGAGGCAGGAGUGAAAAUGUAUGGGAGGGGGCAAGAAUUAAGAGUGCUGUUUAUUGGCUGGAGAGCUUUUGCCAGCCGCUCCACUCCCCACCACAAAUACAGGGAAGGAAAACUUUGGCUUUCAUAAUUUCAAAGCAAGCUGCCAUGUGCAGCUUGGGUCAAGUCUAUCCCUAAGUCCAUACCUUUCAGAGCUGACUGCUGCAUAAGCCAGAGAAUGCAGUAUAGAAAAAUGAAGGCAAUCACAUUUUAGCUGAAAUGAAUGAGGGGCAGGGCGGACCGGGGGGUGUUAAGGCGAGAUUGAUAACACUGGUUUUAAUGAAUCUGUAUCCUUGCCAUGCCUGAAGCCAUAUAAACUACAUUUUAGAAGUUAAUUUCUCAUUAAAACUCCCAUGUGAAAUGGGAGUGCUUUCUGGUUAGAAGCAGGCCAUCUUAAAUUCCACAUCUGUCAAGGCAGGUGGUUUAGGGGGCAUCGCUUGCAAAAAACGGGAUUUUAUGCACCACUGAGGAAUGAUUGUUAUAAUUGGGAAGAAUCGUUUACUCUUGGUAAGCACAAUUAUCAAAAAAAAUUUGCAGAGGAAAAUAUAACAUUGAUCACGCAAAAAUGUUCGCUGGAUGCUGAAGCUAUAUUUCAUCACUAAAUUGCAGGGUCGUUUUCUUUGUCUGAACCAGGUAGAUAAAAAGUAUGGUUGCUGAGCUGCUGUUCACAUACUACACGAUAAUUUACAUUUGCUAUAUAUACCUACAGAUGGGGAGGGUGGCAUCACUUCUGUACACUGUCUCCUUUAGUCCUUACCAAGAUGUAACCACAUCAUCUUUGCAGCACUAUUGAAGGAAACUCUGAUCCUAAACUUUCACUGCCUUGUGGUCAGGCUUCCAGGAGAAAAGUCCAUGCCCACUGUCUUGCAGGACAUCUUCUGGAGAAGAACAGGCUCGGGAGUAAACCCUACGCAAAUCUGGAGUGGAGUCCCAGACUGCUGGAUGUCGCCUUGUACGCCUCCUUCCGGCAGUUCCUAGAGCCAAGCUGGUGCCAGACAUAUUGCUCUGCUUUCCUUUGGACCCCCAUCAGUGAGGCCGAGAGGGGGUCUUGAAGUCUGGGCAGCCCAGGACCUCCAUUCACAUUGCCCAGGCUUGUGUCCUGGGGAGGUCACUUCAGUGCUGCUAACGUAACAAAAACAACAUAGGAGGCAGCUGUUAGGAGUUGCCCGUCUCUGCAGCCACAGCAGGCACUGUGAUUCUUUGGCAGUUUGAUCUCACCCCCAGAGGCGCACUCCAUUGUCACUUGAGGCAGAUGGAUGCCAGCAGAUAUUGAUGCAGAAUUUCAUAAGCAAAAAAGGCAUACCUUUGCCCCUGAGGAGCUUGCAGUCUUAAAUUGUAUGCUUGGUAUUUUCAAAAACAAAAAACCUUUCAAGAUGUGGGUUGGCUGGCUGAGCCUUCUCCUUUCCCGUAAGUUUCCUAGUGUGAUUGCUCAGCAGACUACCUUGGGAAAGGGUUUCCUGCUAUACCCUUUUCUCAUUCAUAAGGUUGCAGUUGGCUCUAUCAUUUCAGCAGCCCACUGUAAAACUAGAUUAAGGUAGGUAACUGGUACUGGAGCCUGACAAACUGGUGCACUUCAGGGUUUUUGUGCUUUUUGCUGUUGAGCGUGCACCUCUUCAGCAGAAUUUCCUAAGCUGGUGGCCACCAGAUAAUUUUGGACUACAACUCCCAUCAUCUCGGACCAUUGGCUGAGGCUGAUGGGAGCUGGAGUCCAGCAACCUUUGGAAAAUGCCAGAUUGAAGAGAGCAGCCUUACAGAGACCCACGAGGCUCUGUUCUGCCUGCCAGAGUCCUCUCUCCACCUCCAUAGCUCAUCCUCCCCUGGCAAAGGAAAACCUGCUGGCACCUGUCUCGAGAGACAAUGGACAAGUGCCACUGGGGAUACAGUCAAAUCCAGUGGAGAGUGAUGGCAUCUGCUGUAGCUGUAGAGACAGAUACGGGAGAGACAUGUUUUGUUGCAGGUGGGGCAGAGGAAGGUCGGCGGACGCACCAUGGCGUUACUCCUCUCUGUGCUCCUCCCAGCAGUCAUUCCUCCUCUGGUCAUGGCUAUGGAUGCACAACUUGGCUGCAUGUUUGCAGGCAUCUGAAAGAGAUUCCCAGGUUGCCAGCCUUCAUGUCACAUUUGCAGACAUCUUUGUAGCACAUAGCUGGUCUGCCUUUGUGCCUGGUACCUGAAGCCAGCUCCCUGUAAAGCACAUCUUUGGGGGUCCUGCCGUCUUCCAUUCUGUGGACAUGACCACAGAAGUGGUAACCCAAGUCGCUCUGAACAUAGUCAGGGUGUGAUUCCCCCGCAGUGCAAAGUUCACCCAUAAACCAUGUCUUCCAGACCAGCAGUUUCUUUGCUAUUUUGCUUUAUAUAAAAAGGCAAACAAUAUGCCGUUGCUGCUGGAUCUGUUAAAGCAACAGAGAAUGCAGAGCAAAAUUUGGUGGGGGAGGAAGUGCUUUGUCAUUUUGGCCACCCAAAAAUUGAUAGCCUGUCUUAGAGCUCCCUCACGUGGUCAGUUCUAGGGACGUAAAAUAAUCUAUGUCAAUUUCACCAGCACUUUCUUUGCCACCUGUCAUCAUUUCAACGUAGUGAAUGAGAAUUGUUCAUCCUGAAAGAAAAUCAAGUUAGCUAACAAAGAAAGAAUGAAAUGGAUAAUAGCAGGCAACAGUAAAUCAAAACAUUUAAAACAAAGUUAACCCUGAACACAAAAGGAAAAAGAAAACAAUGCAAAGAUUUAUUCACAUCUCAUUAUUUCAAAUGCUCAAAUAAAUUAUAAAACACACAUGU
Molecule: messenger RNA, 14569 nt
Organism: Podarcis lilfordi (Lilford's wall lizard)
Lineage: Eukaryota; Metazoa; Chordata; Lepidosauria; Squamata; Lacertidae
Source: the annotation of a GenBank genome assembly